Messenger RNA from Symbiodinium sp. CCMP2456, 357 nucleotides. Lineage: Eukaryota; Dinophyceae; Suessiales; Symbiodiniaceae. The record is from the annotation of a GenBank genome assembly.
GUGGAGAAGCGCGACCUCGACGAGGCUCGCACCUGGGCCGAGAGGGCCCGUGCUGAGGGCUCCCCCCUCACGGAAGAGGACUUGAGGUUCUUCAUGAAAGACGCCUUGACCUCGAAUGAUGCGGACUUUGCCACCCUGUGGCUUCAGCAGCUUCUCUCCGCGGAGGACAUCGUGCCCGAGGCCAAGAAGAAGAUUGGCCUGCUGGCGGUUUUCCUGAUCGCCCGUCAGAAAGGCUUCCACCAGGCGAGAAACAUCUUGGCUGAAGGUGGUGAGGAGCCCAGUUACUGGCUGAGGAACAAGGCUCGGUGGCUUCUGGAGAUCCUCCGCGCCGAACGAGGGGGCCUCGCGGCGCUAGGA